Molecule: messenger RNA, 3087 nt
Organism: Carassius carassius (crucian carp)
Lineage: Eukaryota; Metazoa; Chordata; Actinopteri; Cypriniformes; Cyprinidae
Product: F-BAR and double SH3 domains protein 2
Exons: 19
Coding region: 196-2523 (775 amino acids)
Biological process (GO): regulation of actin filament polymerization; neuromuscular synaptic transmission
Cellular component (GO): recycling endosome; neuromuscular junction
Molecular function (GO): protein binding
Source: RefSeq, a predicted model, not a curated record
UCUCACUUCACUUCUCAGCGGAGUUUUUACGUGAGCGGCUCAACGGAGGGGUCUGGAAGUAUUUUUGUGGGGAUUUUUUUUCUUUCUUCCGUCUAAACAGAUUAUUCUGCACUGCGUAUCUCCGUCCUACAUAUGUGUUUGGGUUUUGCGAGGUGAAUUUCUGAGUUUUUCCACUGUAUUUUCCUGUAUCCAGACAUGCAGCCUCCUCCAAGAAAGGUAAAAGUCACACAAGAGGUGAAACAGACUCACACAGAGCAGCUGAACAGACUCCAGCUCAAACACCAGACAGAUUUGGACUUCCUAGAGGAUCUGAGGACAUACAGCCAGAAGAAAGCGCUAAUAGAGAAAGAUUACUCGCAGGCUCUGCAGAAGCUUGCAUCACAGUAUAUGAAGCGAGAGUGGUCUGGAGCCCCGUCAGAGGAGCAGAAAGACUCCAGAAAUGUUUGGACCGUAUGGCGAUCCUACUUGGAGGGUGUGAUGAAAGUGAGCCAGUCUCGUAUCAACGGAUGUGAGAACUACAGAAGCCAGAUCUCAGAUCCUGUGAAGACAUUCAGAGCACAGAAAGACCUUCAGCUGAAGAAGUGCUGCGAACAGCUGGCAAGAGCUCAGGCCGAUCUGCAGGUCACGAUCAGAGACCUGGAGAAGAACAGGAAGACCUACCAGGAGGCGGAACAAACAGCGCAGACUGUGAGAGAGAAAGCUGAUAUGGAGGCUAAGUCAAGGCUCAGUCUGUUUCAGUCACGCUCCAGUUUGAAGAGGGCGAGUGUGAAGCUGAAAGCCAAGAAGAACGAAUGGAAGUCCAAAGCCACACAAGCGAGGAAUGAUUACCUGCUCUCACUGUCAGCCACUAACGCUCAUCAGGACCGCUAUUAUGAGACAGAUCUGAUCAGCUGCAUAAGGGUUUUAGAUGGCAGUUUCUACGAUCACGUACAGAGUUUUCUGAUUUCACUGUGGAAGACAGAGCUUGAGACAUCUCAGAGCAUUCAAGACACUUUUCAGUGCCUGCUGGAGACUUCCAGUGGGGUGACACAGGAUAUUCACCAACAGAUAUUAAUUCAGGACAACCCAGUGUUUCAGAAAGCUGCCCCCUUUCAGUAUCAGCCCUGUGAAAAUGAUUCGGUCAGGGAGCUGCUGAAGGAGAGUGGCACGGCUGAAGAACACAGUCUGAAUAAAGAAGCACGGAAAUGGGCCACACGUGUGGCCAGAGAACACAAAAACAUCAUCCUUACACAGCGGACUCUUUUGGAGUAUGAAGAGUCACAUCUACAGGAGCAGAAUAACAAUGAGCUGGAGCUGAAAAUGGAUGAUGCAAGAGAAUGCAUUCGGAAAUCAGAGACGGUGAAACUGAAGGCAGAGGCGCGUCUGAACCUCCUCAGAGACAUUGGUGUGGCUGUAGAUGUCUGGCUGAAGAGUGCCAUGAACCAAGUGAUGGAGGAACUGGAGAACGAGAGAUGGGCGGGCCUCAAUACCCACGAUGCUUCAUUCUCUCACUCUGUAGAUGUUGACAAAGAAGAUGAUGAGGACACAGAGACGCUGGACGACAGCAGCUCCAGCCCCUCCAGCACUCACAGGAACUACCCUCUCACCUGCUCUGUGCUGUACUGCUAUCAGGCAUCUCAGUCUGAUGAGCUCACAAUCCAGGAACAAGAGAUACUGGAGCUUAUUGAUGAUGGAGACAUGGAGGACUGGGUUAAGGCUAGGAACAGAGCAGGGCAGGUGGGAUAUGUACCAGAGAAAUACCUGCAGCUUCCGACCUCCAGCUCUCUACUGAGGAUGCUCCAGUCUUUCUCCAGCAUGGACUCCCAAUCACACACCUCCAGCACUUCUGCAGAACAAGAGCCAGAAAUAGAGACACUCACCCAGAGCAGCCCGAACACUCAUGGCAGCCCAGUAAAUCUGGCCAGGGCUUUGUACGCCUAUGAGGCUCAGACAGAGGAUGAGUUGUCUUUCCCAGAGGGAGCCGUAAUUUGCAUUCUCAGCAAACACAACCAAGAAGAUGAUGGCUUCUGGGAGGGCGAGUUCAACGGAGCAGUGGGCGUCUUUCCCGCAGUGUUAGUGGAGGAUCUAUGCAGAACGGAGAGUGCACAAGCACACAAGAGCAUGAAUGUACAGGUUUAUACACGUACUAUCGGAAAACACUGGCCACAUAGAAAAAGUAUUUUGUUCAUGUUUACAGCAAGCCUAUGUUCAAUGCUGAAAUGUUUUGUAAUAACUGUUUCUUACCACCAGGUGUCUCUGUCAGUUUUGGAUCAACCAGCUUGUCCACCCACUGUGUUUCCAUCCUGUAGCAGUCCAGAAUCUGUCCCACUGCCAUCUUUGACCAGCACACUCAUUUUAAAUGGCUAUCAAACCCCAGAACCCCCCAAAAUCUCGAGCCACAGUCACACCCACACCCCAUCACCCAGAUCCCCAGGAGAGGGCGGGUCGGGCCUGAGACCUGUAAGAACUGCUCCUCCUCCACCCAAACAGCAGGCGCAGGGCCAGGUGCAGAAGAGAGAAGAGGUGGAGAUUACACUGGUUUGAGUGACACUUUGGGACACAUUUUACAAACGUCGUCAUGCUGGGAUGCACUGCGUGAAUUUGUUCCGAUGCAGGGUGGACGUUCUGAAACUUCUUGAAGAUAGAGAUGCACAAGCUGAUGAGUCCUUAAGUGGUUCUGGACCUCCUCCUCCAGUAUGUUUUUGACAAGGCCCAAAUGUGUUAAUGAAUGGACAUGCAAAAGCAGGCUUUACUAGAGAUACAAAUAGACUUUAAAGGGAAAAGUGGCAAUUUCAGUGUUGACUUUCUAUGUAUGAUUAUAUAUUCUGUCCAUAAACAAUUUUAGGGCUAACAUGUUUAGAUGCAUAUUGUAGUUUUGGCUAAUCUGUACCUUUAUUGUCAGUAUUUUAAUCAUCUGAUCAGUCAUUAUUUGAAUGAAUAUUCACUUUGUAGGUAUUUUAUAUUUCAUCAGGGUAAACAACCUGAGCACUUUAGAUUUAGUUUGUAAUGUAUUACAGUAUUUACUUUUAUUUUGGAAAUUCUUGUUUUCUUUUUGUUGUCAUGUUCUUUAAUUUAAAAGAGACAUGUGGAGAUGGUGAGAAACAUUAA